CUUUCCUUCACUACACAGCCCAUAACUCACUCUCUGUCUCUCUCUAACUCAAGUCCAUCGAAUUCUCCGGCUUGAGAAAGUGAAUUUUCGACACUUGAUGCAUAUUCUUGAUCACCCAAGAAACGGGUUUGAAGGUCUAUAUCGAAAGGAGUCAUCAUCAAAUUGUAAUCGGAAAAGGUCAAAAUGCGGACAGCCGACAAGAAUUUUCCGGCGAGGGGUUUCUCCACCCCUCCUCCGUCGUGGAAGUCGAAGAGGACGUCGCCUAUGAUGCCGGCAUCGGAGAAGAAGCCUCAGGCCAAAGGUGAUCUUUUUCAUGUCAUUCAUAAGGUGCCCGCCGGCGAUUCUCCGUACGUCAGGGCCAAACAUGUUCAGUUGAUUGAAAAGGAUCCAAGUAGGGCCAUUUCUCUGUUCUGGGCUGCUAUUAAUUCUGGUGAUCGAGUUGAUAGUGCCUUGAAGGAUAUGGCAGUGGUAAUGAAACAACUGGAUCGAUCCGAUGAGGCAAUUGAGGCAAUUAAAUCUUUCCGUCAUCUAUGCCCCCAUGAAACUCAGGAAUCUCUUGACAACGUUCUUGUUGAACUUUUCAAGAGAUCUGGUCGUAUCGAAGAACAGAUUGAAAUGCUUCAACUUAAACUGAAGCACAUUGAAGAAGGUAUAGCAUUUGGUGGGAAGAGGACAAAGGCAGCUAGGUCUCAAGGGAAGAAGAUACAUGUCACAAUUGAACAGGAGUACUCAAGGUUAUUGGGAAACUUGGCUUGGGCCUACUUACAGCAAAAUGAUUAUAAAUCUGCUGAAGAGCUUUAUAGAAAAGCACUUUCUCUUGAGGCGGAUAAGAACAAGCAGUGCAAUCUGGCAAUCUGCUUGAUGCACAUGAACAGGAUGACAGAAGCUAAAUUUUUGCUUCAAACCAUAAGAGCUUCAUCCGAAGAUGGACAAAUGGAUGAGUCGUAUGCUAAAUCAUAUGAGCGUGCUUUUCAGAUAUUCACUGAAUUAGAAUCACACUCCAGUGUGAAGCCUGUUGCUGGGGAAGGAGAGAGCCAUAAGGAAAUUCGAAGUCUUCCCACAUCCCUUAUUUGUUCUGACAAUGGAAUUUCAAAAAUUGCACCAUAUGGAUCAAGAAAUGGUUCACAGUCUUCUCCAAAGACUUCAUUUGCCGAUAAAUUGAAAGGAUGUCACGUUAGAAACCAAUAUGAAAGAAGGAUGGCUGAUUUUGGUAGCAGAAGUAAGGACAACAGGAUUAAUAUGAAUGGAAGAGAAGUAGGUUCUACUGGAAAGAAUGUGUUUACUUCUCCACUUCCUGCCAGGGGAAUUCCUAAAGUCCCAUUUACACAACCCAGAUGUUCAUGGUCAUUCAGUAAUGGAGAUCAGAGGAGUGCAUUGGUGGGGGAUGAUCCGGUUGGUGGCUGCAAUCGUAAAUUAUCAUUUGAGCAAUCUACAACCACUGAAAAUGUGGAAUUACUGGCCAACCAAAAUCUUGAUAGACAAUUACCAGGUUCUACAAAUGGACGGACGAAAGCAGUAUUGCAGAAUAAAAGAAGUACUAGUCAAGAUUGGAGAAAGCGGGCAUGGGGAACUCGUGCUGAAGUGAACAAUGAAUCUGUUCUAUGGCCUACUGUUAUUGGAAACUCGAAGAUGAAUUCAUGGGAAACUGGUGGGCAGAAGAAAUUGGCAACGAAAGAGAGUAAUUCGCCUAUGGAAUCAGCAGUUGAUGUUAAAUAUAUGAGAGCAAUGGAAGCUUCCUCUGAUGGAGAUUGGGAUCGGAGUUCCAAAAUUACUGUUGCGGGCAAUGUGGGAUUGAAAGAAACAGUUGAAUCCUUUGCAGAAUAUAUGAAUUCAACCCAGGAACCCCAGAGCCUAAGCCAGCCUACUGAGCGAAAUCUGGCAAACCCCCAGGAAUUCUCCGAGUGUAAAAGUAAGAAGAGUUGGGCAGAUAUGGUUGAAGAAGAUGAACAAGAGUUAUUAGUUGGAAAUUCUGAUUUUCCAGAAAAUACAUGGGCUUUCCAUACUCCAAGCAAGUGCUCUGAUGAUUGGAAUUGUGGAGAAGAAUUUAAUGACGAAAAUUCUAAUUCCAACAUAAUUAGUCAAUCAUAUUAUCCACUGGAUCAGAUUGAGAAUCUAAGCCAAAAGAUAGAAUCAUUCAAUUUGAAAGAUGGAUAUUAUAGCCAACCUCAGAAUGAUGCUUCAUCAAGGAAUCAAACAGCGCGACGGUCUCUAUGUUUUGAUCAGAACAAGAAGCCAGACAGAGCAGAUAGCUUCUGUUCAUCUCCAUUGACGAAAAAGACCUUGAAUUUUCAAGGGCAUGACUCUUUGCUGUCUAAUGAAAGGGAGUGCACUCUGGGGAGUGGUAUAAGAUUGAUGAGGAGAAACAGAUUGCAGGUUUUCAGGGAGAUAACUCCUGAAAGUCCACGACCUUGAACUCGAGUUUCUAUUAGACAGGAAAAAAGAAAAAGAAAAUGCUUCCAUACCAACUUCAUUGGUUUAACCUGAUUUAGUUUGUGCUGAGUUCUGAUUCACUUGCAUUUUUAUUUGGUGUUACUUGUGUUAUUGCUGCAUUUAUUGUUGCAUUUUUUUUGUACAUAUGUGAGUUAAACAUAUAUUCAUUUACUUUAAUGAAGAACUUCAUUUUGAAUUCUUA
Cornus florida is the source of this 2632-nucleotide messenger RNA. RefSeq lists its product as uncharacterized. Gene Ontology annotation, molecular function: protein binding. Bases 184 to 2412 code for a protein of 742 amino acids. Lineage: Eukaryota; Viridiplantae; Streptophyta; Magnoliopsida; Cornales; Cornaceae. The record is from RefSeq and is a predicted model, not a curated record. The transcript has 5 exons.